ACUGACGGACUGGUAUCCGCCGUGUGGGGCGGGGUCUCGGACGGAGGAAGCCGGCGCCGGCCGCGGGGUGGAGCCUUUUCAGAGGUUAUCGCGGGAACAGCGACCCCUUCUGGAUCGCCGCGGCGCAGUCGCAGGGCGCGCCGGAAGCUCGGCUAGCCGCACGGGAGGGAGAGUCACUUUAGCCCCGAGAAUGGAUUCUGGGGGUCGUACCGCUGCUGUAGGUUUGCGUUUAAGCUCCUGAAAACUAAAAGCAGAGACAACCCAAAUGCCCCUUUUUGUUUUAAGAAACAACUUGAAAAUUGUGGUAUAGAAUUACAUUAUCUGUGAAAUUAGAACCAACAGCUCCCUAUCAUCUUGUAGCACCCCGCGCCCCGCUUAUCCCGGACGCCUGGUGGCACUCGGCGAACGUUUGUUGUUAGAAUGGAAUUGAAUUUAUAUUCCCCACUGAGUCUGUUGUUCAUUCAGCAUUACUGAGAAUCUUCUUUGUACCAGGACUGAAUCAGGUGCUGAGAUACCAUGCUGAACAACGCUGUCCCUGGCCUCAAGGAGCUCUCAGUUCGGUUACCUGACAACCUUCGGGGACAUCUCCACCCCCACCUGAAGCUCUGUUAACUGUUUGCUGCUACAGGGACUUUCUAACUGUCUUAAGGCAGCAGGCACACCCUGGAUCACGGAAGCAACACUGGAUGCCUACUGGGUGCAAAGUGCGGUGACGGGACACGAAGUGCCAGGUGGAGGACGUAAAGAAGUGUAAAAUGGUCAUUCUAGGAGUGGAAUUACAAAGUAGAAAGAAGGAUAAAGCCUGAGCCCAUACCUUGGCAGUGCCUGGAAUUUGAAGCAAAUGCUGAUCGAAGCCCGGAGCAGAUGGAUGUUCCUCCUGAGGCCACUGUUGGUAAGCUUUUGCCUUUCUUGUGGAAGAGGAUUAAUUGUGGGGAAGGAGCUGUGCUUGACUUGCUUUGCAUGGCACCCUACCAGCCACAUGCCACACAUUCUAAUGACAUAAUCUGAGCUUCAUGGUUGUGCUUUGAAUAUUCAAGUUAAAAGGAAAUGCUCUAAAAUAUACAUUUUUGGAAAUAUAUUUACCUGUACGACGUGAUAAUUCCUCCAGAUUUUCGACCACAGACGAACCCAGGGCAAUGGAAUGAAUGGUUGAACCACUGCUGAGCACGCUUUCAGUGUAUGAGGAAAAGUUGUUGUGGAAGCCAUCUAUAAAUCCAUUUACCAAAUUUAUGGAGAAGCCUGAAGUUGAUGGAAGUCAUUCAGAAGAAACAUGUUCUCAUUUUUCAAGUACACCAGAGGAUGAACGUUUACCACAGGCUGCAAGUGAAAGUCAUCUCAGCUGUCUAAAGCAGGACAUCCUAAAUGAAAAGACUGACCUGGAAGCAACAUUUAAGGAAGCUGAGUUGGCAGCCUGUUCUGUAGAAUUAUUUUUGCCAUUAUUUAAGGAUACUGUUGAAGAGAUUAGUUUUGAAAAUGCUAAUCUUUUUGCAUCCAAUUUGAAGGAGAUUUCUAAACAGAAGGAAAUAUUAACAAAAGAAUUAGACACUUUUAAGCAUGUAAAACAAGCUUUGGAACAUCUCCUUAGAAAGACAGAAUACCAACAAGUAGGGGACAGUUUAUCCAGCAUGUUAGAGAAGCUAACUGAUAAUGAAAGUGAAAAUACUAAUCUUAAGAAGAAGGUACUUGAAAAGGAGACCUAUAUUCAAGAGCUUUCUUGUUUGUUUCAGAAUGAAAAGGCAAAUGCUUUGAAAGCAAACCGUUUUUCACAAUCAGUAAAAGUAGUACAUGAACGAUUACAGCUCCAAAUUCAUAAAAAGGAAGCAGAAAAUGAUAAAUUAAAAGAAUACAUAAAGAGCUUGGAAACCAAGAUAACUGAAUGGAACUUACAAUUGAGAAAGAAUAAACACGAAGCGGUAGCAAUGAAAGAAUCAAGUAAGCAAAAAACUAUAGCUCUAAAAAAGGCAUCUAAAAUUUACAGACAAAGGCUUAAACACUUUACUGGAGACAUAGAAAACCUUACCUCCCAAAUUAGAGAUCAGGAAGCCAAGCUGUCUGAAACAAUUUCAGCUUCCAAUGCCUGGAAAAGUCAUUAUGAGAAAAUUGUAAUAGAAAAAACUGAAUUGGAAGUUCAGAUUGAAACAAUGCAAAAGCAAGUUACAAAUCUUUUGGAAGACCUGAAGAAAGUGGAAGACCUUGGAAAAAAUUCAUGUGAAGAAAUUCUUAGAAAACUUCACUCAAUUGAAUAUGAAAAUGAAACUCUGAAUCUUGAGAAUACAAAAUUAAAGACUACACUUGAUGCUUUGAAGGAUGAGGUUGUUUCUGUUGAAAAUGAACUUUUAGAAUUGCAAGAAAUAGAAAAACAACAGAAAACCCUUACUGAAGUAUAUAAAACUCAGAUACAAAAGUUGCAAGAAGCAGCUGAAAUGGUGAAAAGCAGAUGUGAAAAUUUGCUACGUGAAAAUAACCUAAUUACAAAAAACAAAAAUAAAAAAUUAGAGAAGAUGAGAGGCCAGAUGGAGUCUCAUCUGCAGGAGUUAGAGCACGUGCGCGAUUCGUUGACGGCGGCGGAACGGAAGCUUCACGAGUGUCAGGAGAGGCUGCAGCACUGCAAGGGGAAAUGUGCGGACCAGGCGCACACUGUUAGGGAGCUUCAGGGCCAGGUUGAUGCAAACCAUAAUCUUCUGAGAAAGCUUUCUCUGGAAGAGGAAAAUUAUCUUAUUCAGUUGAAGUGUGAAAACCUGAAACAAAAAUUAGAACAGAUGGAUGCAGAAAAUAAAGAGCUUGAAAAGAAGCUGGCAAACCAAGAAGAAUGUCUUAAGCAUAGCAAUCUUAAGUUUAAAGAGAAAUCUGCAGAAUAUAUGGCGUUGGCCAGACAGCUGGAAGCUGCUUUAGAAGAAGGAAGACAAAAGGUUUCUGAAGAACUAGAGAAAAUGUCGUCUAGAGAGAGGGCUUUACAGAUUAAAAUAUUAGGUCUGGAAACUGAACUUAGAAAGAAAAAUGAAGAACAAAAUCAACUUGUUUGCAAAAUGAACAGCCAAGCACAACACCAGGAAGUAUGUUUGAAGGAAAUACAACAUAGUCUUGAAAAGUCAGAGAAUCAGAAUGAGAGUAUUAAGAAUUAUUUACAGUUUCUUAAAACUUCUUAUGUAACAAUGUUUGGAUAAAUGGUUGGAUUUAUUUUCUAUAAGCAAUAGGAUUUUACUCUAAGUCUGAAACAUGAUUAGGUACAAAAAUAAUAAUAAAUAUACUUUAAUUUAUGGGUGGUAGUAGUAGAGUUUUUAUGUAGUGUUCUUAAAUACAGUUUAUUAUCCAAUUGCAACUUUAAGAUACAGAUGUUAGUGUUCCUUUUUGCUGGAUAAUUUUCAUUUAGCUCUGGUUUAUACCUAUUUAAAUUAUAUUGAUUUUUAGAAUGGUUUUCACACAUACAAAAGAAGCCAGAAUCAUUUUUUGUGACUGUAGCCAUCAUUUAAGUGAAUUUGUAAUAAAUCUAGGCCAGUUAUGAGCCAAAUACAUGAUUUUGAAUAACAUAUAUAAUUGUUUUACUUUGUGGUGAGAUAGAUAUAUAUAUAAUCAAGAAAAAUAUUCUGGGUAUUAAUUGUUAAUAGUAUAAUUACAUACUUUCUAAAGAUACCAAAUGUCAAAUUAAUACUGUUUCAAGUAUGAUGCCAUUAUAAUUUCUGUGAGGCUCUUAAUAUAGAAUUUUAAAUCAUAGCUAUUAAAUGCCAACGGAUGGUGACAGAUGAAAAUAUGAUGGCAUUCAUUGUUUCUUUAUAAAGAAAGGGCAUUUGGGCUCUCCUGUGAAUUCGCAGUCUCUUUUCUAUUUCAUUUUUUUAUCAUUGAUUGUCUGAUAUUAUCACUGUAGGCAUUCUAAAGCCCCUGAGUUAACUAAAAGAUUAAAGGGGAACAACUUUUCCCAUCCCUUUUCAUAGCCAGCUCCCUUGGGAUGAUCAAAGUAAGCACUUUAAUACCGAGAAGUUGUAGGAUAAGGUCUUUAUCCUUGCAGUGACAUAGAAGAGAAACCAAAAACUUAUUCCCCCCAAUCUCCUACCCGAUGCGCCAAGGCAGAAUCCUCUAAAAGGGGAUUGAUGUUGUCAACAAGGAAUCAGGUAGUAGUAGCUCGGCUCAGACAAUGGCUUGAGAGCUCUUUAUUCAAAGGGCACUCAGGUCUCAAAAGAUCAUUCAGAGAAGCAAAUUGUGUCCUACACGUUUCAGCCUAUGAACAGAGCUACCUCCCCAAGAUGUUUCAUGCUCUUCUCUGACCAGAAAUGGGGUCCUGCUUUUCUCUGCCCCUCACUCCCAGGGCUGCUGUAGCAUCUGCAGGAGCUGCUUGUCAGUGACCCAACUGCUUACUAGUAUUUUUCUUAAAAUAGCGUAAUACGGUAAUUUCAGGAACUGGCCACAGUUUUGCCCAACAACUGCUAACAAUAUUAGUGUUGCCUUUUUUUUUUUAAUCAAUACUUUUACUAAAACACAUACUUGACCCUUGUGGUCCUGUCUUCACCUCCUAAGGCAAAGGGAGCUUUAAGAAAUACUCUGAUGAAAGGAAACUGAGGUUCUUGAGUAUUGCUCACUGGACUGAGCUCUUGAAGGGCAGAACUGUACCUU
Ailuropoda melanoleuca (giant panda) is the source of this 4605-nucleotide messenger RNA. It is a transcript of the gene ODF2L, whose product is annotated as outer dense fiber of sperm tails 2 like. The transcript has 22 exons. Gene Ontology annotation, cellular component: ciliary basal body; centrosome. Gene Ontology annotation, biological process: negative regulation of cilium assembly. Lineage: Eukaryota; Metazoa; Chordata; Mammalia; Carnivora; Ursidae. The record is from RefSeq and is a predicted model, not a curated record. The coding region runs from base 1146 to 3164 and encodes 672 amino acids.